AGUAUAAAAGCUUCACAGACUGUGAAGAGAUAAGCAUUUUGAUUUCUACGAACAUGCAUCUAUUCCUGAUCUUCCUGCUGUUCCCAUUUCUGGCAAGAGGCGCAAGCGUUUCUCACACCCGCAGUUUGACAUUUCAUUUGAACAAGUGUAACCAGCGCCAGUGCCAGCAAUUCUGUGAUGAAAUGGAUAACGGACGUUACGAAGAUGAUUUAUGUGGAUUCCUCGACAAAGAAGGUUUGAGGUGCCAGUACUGCCAAUGCAAUGGGCAAGUAUAUGUAUGCAUCAAGGCAGACUUAAGUUAAAGUUUCCUAUUUUGUGCACGAAUAUCUCAAUUACUGCACAACAGUAAAUUUAAGAUGGAAGUUGUU
Messenger RNA from Cylicocyclus nassatus, 368 nucleotides. The record is from the annotation of a GenBank genome assembly. Lineage: Eukaryota; Metazoa; Nematoda; Chromadorea; Rhabditida; Strongylidae.